GAGACAAAUUGAAACGACGUCGUUGCUCGAAGUCGUUCCUGGAACCCCCAAACGUUACAAAUCUCUGGUUUUCACGUUUCAGGGUUGAAAAUUCACACGUUUCUUUUGGAAUUCGUGACACCACCUACCUUUCACCUUCAUCACCAUGGCUUCAAUCAACCCCUUUUGGAUUUUUUCUUUCGCUUUUCUCCUCCUCGCUUCCCCUCUUCUCCAAGUUGCUAGGUGCCAAUCAGACUCGGACGAUGCUGUUGAGACCACUGAAGAAUCAAGUGAUAUUGGCAUUGUUGAUGACGAUGUGCAGGACUUCGGUGAUGGGGCCUUCCCUUCUGCUCCGGGAAUUGAUACAAUAUGUGUGUUUCCCAGAAAUAGCGCAAGAUUGAUAACUGCUGGAGAAGAGACGGAGCUGCUAGUUGGUGUAAAAAAUGAUGGACUGAAAACAGAGGAUUCAAGCUUGAAUGUUAUAGCGAUCAAGGCUAGUAUUCACCUUCCUUUUGAUCAUCGUCUGCUGGUUCAAAAUCUUACUGCUCAGGGUUUCAACAAUGGUUCUGUACCAGCGUCAGCACAGGCUACUUUCCCAUAUUUAUUUGCAGUUAGUAAGUUCUUGCAGCCUGGAACUUUUGAUCUUGUGGGAACGAUUAUAUAUGAGAUUGAUGACCAACCAUUCCAAAAUACCUUCUUUAAUGGCACUGUUGAAGUUCUUGAAUCUGGUGGUUUUCUUAGCAUGGAAUCUGUUUUCCUUGUUACUCUUGGGGCUGCUCUACUCGUCCUCCUGGGGCUAUGGAUUCAUGGUCAAAUACAACACCUAUCUAAGAAAACAAAAAGGGCUCCAAAAGUUGAAGUGGGGACUAGGGCUACUGACGCGUCAACAGAUGAAUGGCUACAGGGAACUGCAUAUACUCAGUCUCUGUCAAGCAAGUCAAAGAAGAAGAAGUAGGCAACCAAUUUCUCAAGUUCAGCCACACAUGGAGUACAGAAUCCUGUAACAGACUAGGUUUGAGUUUGAGCGAGCAUGAGGAAGUAGUUCUGAAAUUUUGGCUGAAAGAGACCUACCUUUCCUGUUGUAGCUUAAAAGAAUUAUAACCUUUUUUUUUUUUUUAAUUUUCCUUCCAAUGAAGUUGAGCUUUUUCUAAAUUAAAUUAACAGGAAUCUGAGUUAGGAAGGAUACAACUUUUGAGAUGUGGCAGAAUUUUUGUUAGAUAAUGUUUAUUUUAUCUAUAUUUUGUGUUCAUUGUGGG
This is a messenger RNA of Abrus precatorius (Indian licorice), 1235 nucleotides long. Its product is annotated as translocon-associated protein subunit alpha-like. Gene Ontology annotation, cellular component: endoplasmic reticulum; endoplasmic reticulum membrane. Lineage: Eukaryota; Viridiplantae; Streptophyta; Magnoliopsida; Fabales; Fabaceae. Bases 146 to 934 code for a protein of 262 amino acids. The transcript is spliced from 8 exons. The record is from RefSeq and is a predicted model, not a curated record.